AUGAGUGUGUCUACGGGACCAUCGGAUUUGUUGAUGACAAUUUUGGCUAGGAGAGUGAGGGAAAUAGGCUUCGUCGUUGGUUAUUUGCUAUGUUGGUGGAUAUUACACGUUGGCAGUCAGAUUGACUUACUUUGCUGCAAAUUGACAGAAAUUUCUCAUAAUUGUGAAAAAGAGAAAUUGCAGAAACAUAUAAUAGAUGACAUCGUUGGCAGACAUCAACGAAUCAUACAAUUCUCAAAGAAUAUUGAGAAAAUCUUCACUUACAUAUCGUUGUGUCAAUUUGUAUCGAAUAUGUUAGUAAUCUGUUUCAUAAGUUUCAUUUUGGUGGUCUCUUCACAUAUGGACCAGGCGACUGUGUUAAUAAUGAAAUGCUUUCCGUAUUACAUUGCUGUUAAUUGUGAAGCAUUUGUAUUAUGUUAUACUGGCGAAUAUCUUACUUCUAAGAGCGAAGAUAUUACUAAAUCUGUAUAUAAUUUUCUUUGGUACGAAUUAAAACCUCAAAAUGCUCGUGUUAUAUUAUUAAUGAUAUUGCGAUCACAGGGAAAAUUAACAUUAACAGCGGGAAAGUUUCUUUCCCUUUCUCUCGAGGCUUUUACGAAUAUGUUAAAAGCAUCUGCCUCGUACGUGUCUGUUUUGUACGCAAUGUACUGA
Molecule: messenger RNA, 651 nt
Organism: Bombus pyrosoma
Lineage: Eukaryota; Metazoa; Arthropoda; Insecta; Hymenoptera; Apidae
Product: odorant receptor 85b-like
Exons: 5
Coding region: 1-651 (216 amino acids)
Biological process (GO): detection of chemical stimulus involved in sensory perception of smell; sensory perception of smell
Cellular component (GO): plasma membrane
Molecular function (GO): olfactory receptor activity; odorant binding
Source: RefSeq, a predicted model, not a curated record